UGUAUUAUUUGUGACUGAAAUAUAAUACUGUGCAUACAUUUGUAUUUCUUUGUUGAGGUUAAAUUGUAUAAACUCGAUGUGAUUUGGACAAGUGGGUGGAAUCCUUGUUGAGUUCAUAUUUGAUAAUACUUUCUUCCUUUAUUUUCUGUAUGUUUACAUAUGAAGAAGAAUGGACGGAGAAAUUCAGGGUAGAACAAAAGACCAACAGCGUUCGAGUUCAGUGUCGAUUUCAUCGGACUUCGAAGUCGAUCAUCCACCUGAUAACCAAGAGGAGGAUGACAUAAAAGACAUAAAAGAAAACGAAGAUAGCUCUACUGACACAAUUCCUACGUGUAACGACACCAAAUCAGAAUCAGGGAUGGUUAGUGCUAAACCUAAAGGUGUAGGAUUAUUGAAAAAAUUGUUCAAAAUUCCUUUCAAAUCUUCAGAUGUGGAAUCUGAAUCAGCAGCUUCAGCUUCAGUCUCUAAAAGAUACAGAGGUUUGCAAAUAUUCGAUAAGCCGAUGCAUUUGAUAGCAGCCAACAUAGAAGGAAUGUUUGAAGUAAACGAAGAGGCUUUGACCCAAAUCAAAAAGAUAGAUUCUCCGUUGGUUGUCGUUUCAAUAGCUGGAUUGUAUCGAACGGGUAAAUCGUACCUAAUGAAUCGCCUUGCCGGGUCUAAUACGGGGUUUCAACUUGGAAAUACUAUACAGUCUGAAACGAAGGGUAUUUGGGUUUGGUGCAGACCCCAUCCAAAGCAUAAAGGGCAUGUCCUUUUGCUUCUGGAUACGGAAGGACUUGGUGACGUUUCAAAGGGUGACGUUGGACAUGAUAAUAAGAUAUUCACACUAGCUUCAUUGCUCUGCAACAUUCUGGUCUACAAUAUGAUGUCAGCCUUCAAUCAAGAUGCGGUAGAAAAAUUGACAUUCAUAACUGAAAUGUCAAAAAACAUAUCUUUCAAGAGCAGAUCGAAGUUAGAUCAACGUGAUGGAGAAGAGCUUGCUCUAAUUCUACCAACAUUUGUUCUUUGUCUGCGAGACUUCACGUUGUUAUUAGAAAAAGAUGGUGUGCAGAUAAGUGCAGAUCAGUAUCUCGAACAGUGCCUCGAAGAGAAACCUGGGAAAGCCUCAACAGAGGACAAAUAUAAUAGACCAAGAGAAUGCAUCAGAAAAUAUUUUCCAAGACGUAAAUGCUUUACGUUUGAUAGGCCUGGCAGUAGAGAUGUAAUACAACGUCUAGAUAAAACAAGUGUCAAGGAAUUAUCAAAAUCGUUUCUGGAGGAGUCAGAGCUGUUCGUUCAGUAUGUGUACGAAUGCAAAGGAAAAGCUUUAUUAACCAGCAAGACUGUGAACGGAAUAAUGUUCGCAUCAUUGGUAGAGUCAUAUGUGCACGCAAUACGUAAUGGGGAAGUUCCAGAUGUAGAUGAUGCAAUAACUGUUGUUUCUAAGUUAGAAAACAAAAGAAUGGCAGACGUUGCGGUAGAAACAUUUACACGUCAUCUGAAAAGUAUCCAACUUCCAGUUUUGCAUACGGAGAAAUUUCAUCAACUCUAUCAAAACAUACAAAAUUUAUCCCUGUCGGAGUACAGGUUGAAUGCAAUGUUUGAUUCUGAAUCCUUUGAAAAAGAGGCUAUUAAACAAAUGGAUGAAUUGUGGAACAGUGUUUCAAAGGAAAAUACAGAGUUAGUACGAUCACAUUGUUCUUUCCUGCUAAAGCAAAUAUUCGAAAAUUUGGUAGGGAAAAAACAGAAAAGCGGCAAAUACCAUGUGCCUGGUGGUUACACAAAAUACAAAAUGGAUCUUGAGGCCAUGAAAUCAGAGUACAAUCACAAAACAAAAGACAUUGAACUGUAUGAGGCUCAAAGUGUGUUACACUUCUUCCUAGCGGAGGAAACUGCAAACGAAAAGCAUAUCCUGUUUGAAGAUCAAAAACUCACAGAUGUGGACAGAAAACAUGAACUGGAAAAAAUGCAAGCAGAAAAUCAGCAGGCGCAAAAGAAGCGACAAACGCUGUACGAAAACAUUCUAAAAGAUGAAAGAGAGAGUCAUCAAACUCAGUUGGCUAAACUGGCAUUGGAACGGCAAGAAAACUCGAAGCAGGAAGCGGAGAAAAUGAAUAUCUUAAUGGAUAAAUGGAAAGAUCAAAUGAAAAUCAGUGAAAAGCAGAUCCAAUUGAUGACCACAGAAAAUGAACAACAGAAAAAACAAUUUGAAAUUGAAAUUAACAAAUUAAAGGAACAGAAUCUUAUUCGCGAAAACGAAAAUGAAGAACGGUUCAAGAAGUUACUUGAAAACGAACAGAAACAAUAUAAAAUGCACCUAGAUGAUAUGAUGAAUGCAAUGAAGGAUUUGGCUGAAAUUGAAAGGCAAGUAUCUGAAAAGUACGAAAAAAGGUUUAAGAUGUUGCGAAAAAACAUGCAGAAGAAGCAAGAAGAGUUAAAUAACCUGCAUGAAAAGGAACUAACUUCAAUGAAAGAUGAGUUAGAAGCACUUAAAACUGUGGGGAAAGAGGAAAACAAAGCAAAAGAACGAUUUGAACGAGAAAGAGAUGCAGCAAAAAGAGAAAAAGAACGCUUUAAGCAAGAGAAAGAUGAAGAAAGAAGAAAAAGGGAAAUGUUAGAAAAGGCGUUAAAUGAGGAAAGAAACAAAUAAGACUAAAAAAAACUGGAGAAAAUUUAGGAAACAGAAGAAGACGAAAGGUUGACAUGAGAAGAUUAAAGUUCAAAAGAAUACAAUGUCAUAAUGAUGAAAAGUAAAUCAAUUAGAAAUUAUAACAGUUUAAAAAAAAGAUAGAAACAGCUGCUCUAACAACUGUAUUUACACCUCUAGAUCCUAUGAUGUGUUUAUAUUUAUGUCUCCCACCAAACAGUUGUGUGGGAGACAUAUUGAUUUACUCCUGUGUGUGCGCGUGCGCGUGUGUGUGUAUGUAUGUGUGUGUGUGUGUGUGUAUGUCUGUCUGUCUGUCUGUUACAAAGCUUGUCCGCACUCUAAGUCGAACAUUUCUCAUCCGAUCUUCACCAAACUUGAACAAAAUGUGUUUGCCAAUAAGUCCUCGGCCAGACUAGCCAAAUCGGCCAAAGCACUUCGGAAUUAUGGCCCAUGAAACUUGUUUUUGAUAAUCAAAGCACUCAAAGUCAGAUAAGGCAGUUGAGGUCUUAGUGCUUGGUUGUCUCAUACACUACUAUUCAGAUGAUUAGUUGUUGGAGACAUGCGCUUUUCUCAAAAGCAUCUCUGGUUUGUUACAUGGUGGUAUAAUUUUUGGCCUAAUAACUAUUUUUGAAUAAUGUUUUAUACUUGUUCUUUUAUAUUACAAGUAUGGUUUAGAUAGGUCCCUUAAUAUUGUGUUAAAGAAAAGCCGUUAGUUUGUUUUAAAAAGAAUCGGAUCCUUUAUGUUUUAACAUUUAUUCACAAAACCAUACAGUUUCGUAACAUGCCAAGUAUAUGAAAUUAUAACAGAGUUACCUACGCUGAACUGUCGCAAAGUAAAACUUCGCAGGCUACAUAUAUCAUAGUUAUAUCAUAUUUAUUUGUUCAUGUACUAUUCAUGAUUGAUUGUAUAUGUAAAAACUACAUCUGACAUACAUGUAUGACGAGUUUUAUCAGUGUUCGUACUGCAAUUCGAAAUUUCUUUGACAUUUUUGAAUUUCCAGACUCAAGUAAGAAAGAAAAUUAAAACAAAAGUGCAAUGUGAUUGCAUGAUGUUACGCGCCUAAUCACCUCAAACUGACUAUCAAUGAGCAUGUUGAACUAUGAGUUAGAAGGAAGUAACACAUCCAGGUAAAUGGAGUUAAUUUCUAAUAUAAAGAAGCAUCGUCGUUUUACGCGCAUUAUAACGCAAAGGUACUUUGUAGCUGAAAAGGCGCUGACCGCCCAUAGAAAUUGCAAUAUUAAUUUUGAUGUGUGACGUAACGUUGCAAUUCCGCCCAGUAGCCGUACAUGGUGUGUCCCAGUACACUGUCUCUCAAAAAUAAACUAAACUAUCUUAUAUAUGUUGCAAUAUAUAAAAUAGCAGAGGAUAAAAAGUCUAGAAAUCAGUAUGAGUAUGAACAUACAGAAACAACGCUCGGUCGCUUUUUCAUUGUUUCUAAGUUUUGAAGGUUGUCUAAUUACAUAUAGAAAUUUAUUAUUUAUUUUGGUUCAGUUUUUAUUGUUGCUUACACAUGUUACAUGUAUUAUAAUAUUUGAUCAAUGGUUUGAUGUGGUUGCGGGACUUUGAAUUUGUAUUUUUUAUACUUUUUUCAGUGUAUCAUAUUCUGUAAUUUCUUUAUUUGUGUAUCAUUGUAAUAGUAUGUCUUCCAAAUUAUGCCUAUUCUGCUAAUUUUUCUGCUGGCUAUGAAUGUUUAGUAAAUUUGCAUGUAUAUCGAUUGUUCAAGCUUGUAGAUUGUUCAAAAUUUGGGAGGAGACACGUUUAAUGUCAGUGGCCUACAACUGGUUUAUAUUAGCGGGACAUUAUAUCAUCCCAUUAAGUAUGAAAAAGUAUAAUAUAAUGAAAACGAUAUGCAAAAUUAAUGUAGAAAAAAUAUUCAGUCAAUUCAACGGGGAAAGUUACAUAUUGUCUCUUUUUAUACUCAGAUCGAAUAUUCGUUAUAAGAAUAUUACUAUUAUUAGUUUAUUAUAUAAUUCAUUUGUAUUAUCUUCAUAUUUUCCUGUAACAAAAGAUGAAGGCUUAAGUGUGUUCCAUUCCUUUCUUCUUUAAUUCGACGAAUAAAACAGAGAGCACAUUUCAAAAACACUGCGAUACGAUAUUCUCCUCCGGCAAAGCGAGGGUAAUAUGAAAACCAAUUUUUGAAAAAAAAUAAUCUUCCCGCCUAUGUUACAGUACGUUUGUACGACAUUUAAGCAGAAUAACUGUAAAUGUUACAGUGCAUUGCAAUAUGGAGUUUCGGACCAUAACACAAUUAUAGUUGUGUUGAGGUCUUUUUCUUGUAUACCUACACUGUUCGGUAGAUUAUGUUUAUAUUUUAGUAGUUAAUGUAGGUCUUAAUAUGUGCUGAACGCAUUAUAACAUAAUCCAAUAGACAACGGAUUCAUAUCCGUGUGACUGCUUAAACUUACAAUUUCAGUGUUGCGAAUAAUAAAGAAUACUCAUGCUAGGAAACAAGAGGGAUGAAAUUGCAAUCAACUGUUGUGUUUGAAUGAAAACAGCUGGAAUUCUUUCUUUGUUUGAAAAUGUGUCAUUUGGCACAGUUUUGCUUAUGGGAUUGUUUACAUCGUUGAAACUAAUUCUUUACUUGAGAUUUAAUGAUGAUAAUUAACACACAUAGUUUAUGUGACAGUAUGUUUCUUCAGCUGAAAUACAGUUGAGUCAGUUUUACAUUCGAAAAUUUUUAUUAUGAAUAAACGUUUUUGUGUAUUCGUGAGGAUAGACCCGCUGUCAAAGUUAAAUCACAAGAUUAGUUAAAAAUAAUGACUUUUGAGCAGAUCAGCAACUUUCGAUAGUCAUAAUAGCUAUUCUUGUAUUUAUUGAUGCUUAUUGAAAACUUUGAAGUUCUGUGCCUCCGAUACUCGUGCUUUUAACACUGCAUUUUGGGUGUUAACAAAAGAGCUCUCUUCUAGGCUGUUUAGUAACACACCCUGAAAAAAAGGCUAACAUUGCCAAGAUUUACAAUAAAACAUUUUUUUAAUUAAG
This is a messenger RNA of Mercenaria mercenaria, 5606 nucleotides long. RefSeq names its product guanylate-binding protein 1-like. Gene Ontology annotation, molecular function: GTPase activity; GTP binding. The record is from RefSeq and is a predicted model, not a curated record. NCBI's taxonomy places the organism in Eukaryota, Metazoa, Mollusca, Bivalvia, Venerida, Veneridae. The coding region runs from base 170 to 2629 and encodes 819 amino acids. The transcript is spliced from 14 exons.